Mollisia scopiformis is the source of this 1004-nucleotide messenger RNA. Its product is annotated as glycoside hydrolase family 61 protein. The record is from RefSeq and is a predicted model, not a curated record. The coding region runs from base 1 to 717 and encodes 238 amino acids. Lineage: Eukaryota; Fungi; Ascomycota; Leotiomycetes; Helotiales; Mollisiaceae. The transcript has 12 exons.
AUGAUGUUCCACAGCUUUUCCUUUGCUGCUGUUUUCACCUUGGCAGCAUGUCAUACUAUAUUUACUCAACUUGAAGCUGGAAGUGUUACAAGUGCCGUCGGAGUAGGCAUUCGAGACCCAAACUACGAUGGACCCAUCUACGACGUAACAUCCAACGAUAUUGCAUGCAACGGCGGCAAGAACCCAACCACAGCAACAAAUGCUAUCAUCACUGUUCAAGCUGGGUCUACAGUCAAAGCAAUAUGGCGACAUACUCUCACUUCCGGCGCUAACGAUGUCAUUGAUCCCAGCCAUAAGGGGCCUGUGAUGGCAUACUUGAAGAAAGUUUCAAAUGCCGCCACUGAUCCAGGCUAUGGUGCUGGAUGGUUUAAGAUUCAGGAAGCUGGUCUCACGAACGUCGCUACACAAGACUGGGCAACGACAGACCUCAUCGCAGCCAAAGGCGAACAAUCCAUCACGAUCCCAUCAUGCAUUGCUCCAGGCCAAUAUCUUCUGAGAGCAGAACUCAUUGCUCUCCACGGAGCAUCUUCAUCCCAAGGAGCACAGUUCUACAUGGAAUGCGCACAAAUCAACAUCACUGGAGGAACCGGUGCUAAAAGCCCUCCUACAGUCAGCUUGCCGGGUGCUUACAAGGCUACUGAUCCAGGAAUUUUGAUCAAUAUCUAUAAGACCUUGACUGGGUAUACUAUUCCUGGGCCUUCAGUUUUCACGUGCUAGUUCUAGAGUAGGUAUGGGGACGAGAAACAUCUGGUAAGAGGUAGGGGACAAGCGCUUGAUGAAAGUAGUACGGAAACUGGAAUCAAAUUUUUGCCGAGCUGUUGGAUUAUUUGUUCAAUAACAGUAUCGAUAUCCAAUUUGCAAGUCUUCUCUACUAGCAUGCUUCAUGUCAGCAAGCGCGUCUUAGGGUCAAAGUCGUAUGAUCUGUAGCAGAAACGCAGGGAUAUUCAAAACCUGAAGUCAUUUUUGAUGCCUCGAGUUAAAAUGUCUGACUCUAGUAAUUUGUG